Messenger RNA from Cynoglossus semilaevis (tongue sole), 1529 nucleotides. RefSeq names its product polymerase (DNA directed), gamma 2, accessory subunit (gene polg2). The transcript has 9 exons. The record is from RefSeq and is a predicted model, not a curated record. The coding region runs from base 69 to 1496 and encodes 475 amino acids. Gene Ontology annotation, cellular component: mitochondrion; cytoplasm. NCBI's taxonomy places the organism in Eukaryota, Metazoa, Chordata, Actinopteri, Pleuronectiformes, Cynoglossidae. Gene Ontology annotation, biological process: mitochondrial DNA replication.
UGACAUCCGGUUUAAUGUCACGGCAAAUUUUAAACUGGUUAAAGCGGCCAUCGUUGCACGUGAGAUAAAUGAGCGAGCCUGGCAUAAUUCCUGAGGAUGAAUUUCUGGAAUUGACGAGCUUUGACAAGCAGCUUGGACGUUCCAUAAUGACAACUUACAUUUUGAGACCUGUGCUAUCAACCUUGAAGCUGUGGCACGUCAGAGGGCGCUGUAGUGCUCCCCAGAGCGACGAUUUGGCUCAGGUCAAGACCAUGCUACAGCUGUGUGUGGACAGAUACUUCAUCUCACCUGGUAAGUCAAACACAGCGCGGUUCCGCCGUGGCAUGAGCUGUAACUAUGGUCCAUUGGGCAUGGAGCUGAGAAGGAACCUUCUGGAGCAGUGGUGGAGGUCUGUGAGCAGCUCCAGAGAUCAGGUGUUUGGGAUCAGCACUGUGAGCUGCACUAUGGAUGGAGACAGCGAUACAGGAGAGGGUGGAGGACACCUGAGGAUGGUUGAAGCUGAGAGCCUAAAACAAAUGCUUCAACAGGAAAAUAUAAGCAAGGAGCAAAUCAUCCAGGAGCUGCAAAGUCUCCUUCAGAGGGCACCACCGUUGAGAAGGAACCUACUACAAGGUGCCUUACUACAGUUUGUCCCAAUGUUGGAGCUGGUAAACAGGAAGUUGCCUUUUGGCCUGGCAGAAGUCGGUCUGUGCUUUGAGCCUUCUGAUGGCUCUGGUCGCCUGACUGAGUUUACACAAACAUCUCUGGUGUGGUUCUGCUCCCCUCGCACUUCUUCACAGUGGUUGGAUCACUGGGCUCGACAGAGGCUAAAGUGGUGGAGAAAAUUUUCAUUGUCUCCCUCCGGCUUCUCCAUCAGCAAUGUCCCUGGCGAAGAAGUCAUUGCCGCAGCAUCUCGUGGUGUCAGGGUCCUGUAUAAUUUCCCAUGGGGACAAGAAGCGCUGGAGACUCUGUGGAGCAGAGGAGAUGCUGAGCUGCUGCAUGUACACAAUGGUGUUCGAUCAAAACUUCAGUGUCGGAACGAGCGCAAGUCGGUUCCUCAGGUUCUGUCCAUAACUGGGAACGUUGACUGUGGUUUGAUGGCUUUUUUGUUCAACUCAUUGCAACAGUUGGAGAAAAAAGACGGCAAACAGAGGCUGCAGCACAGAAAAGUCCUGAAGUUGCAUCCAGUGUUGUCUCCGAUCAAAGUAGCUUUAGAUACUGGCAGAGGAGCUACUGUAGAGUUGAAACAGGUUUGCGAAGGACUUCUUCAUGAGUUAAUGGAGACUAAGAUCACUGUGUGGCCUGGGUAUCUUGAACCGGCACCAACAUCAAUGGAGCAGCUUUUUGCCAAGUAUGAUGAGAUGGGUGUGCUUUUCUCUGUGGUCAUCACUGAGGACACCUUGGAGACUGGUCUUCUGCAAGUUCGCAGCAGAGACACCACCAUCAAGGAAACUAUGCACAUCUCAGCGAUUAUGAACUUUUUGACUAGAUACAUUUCUGCUGCUGAAAAGAUAUAAAGAGAUAAAAAGAAGUAUAUUUCGUGCCAAAUC